AUGGCAGACAUCUCCGAUAAUGAGCUCGAUGAGUUCGAUGCUGGCAGAGAUAAGAUUUUGCUAGAACAAGCAGGUGAUUAUCUUCAACAAAAAGACUCCGAUGCAGAAGAUUCAGAGGAAGAGGUCCUUGGUCUCAGAAACGAGGAGGUUUCCGAAAGUGAGGAAGAUGACAUGGAUGACAUUGAUGGACAGGCCGAAGAGGAAGAAGAAGAUUCCGACCCAGAGGGCUGGGGUUCCAAGAAGAAUUACUACGGAGGUGACGAUGACAGUGAUGAUGAUGAGAUGGCUGCCGAAGCUCUCAGGCAACAAAAGAAGCAUUUACAGGACCUUGCCAUGGAUGACUUCGUGGACGAAGACAUGAUGGAAGAUUGGUCUAAGAAAGCACAAGAUCAUGACGCCCAAGAAUCGAAGGACGUUGUGGUUCAAGAUGAGGAUUUGGACUUGGACCUGUUAGAUGACGAGGAAAAGUAUAAGUUCUUGACAGGUUCAUUUCCGGAAUUUGUGCCAUUACUCAAAGAAUUCAACAGUCUUACUCCGACAUUAGAGGAGCUCGAGAAAAACUCCCAACCAAAUGCCCUGGUGGAAGCAAAACUCGUUGCAGUACGUGCCUACUUGGCCUCGAUAUCGUCAUACUUUGCAUUACUCGCCGAGAGAUUGGGUGGCUCUGAAAAAUUCACCAGCAUGAAAGAUGACCCCGUAAUGGAGCUGAUUCUUCUGAGCAGAGAGGUCUGGAGACAGGCCAAUGAGUUGAGUUUGGAAGAAACAGCACCUUCGCAGGGUGACGAGGAUAUCAAUGAGAUUGAAGAAGAGGUCGAAUCCGAGGACGACGUUCCACAGCAGCCAGUCUUGACAGAUUCAGAGGAAGAAGAAGAAGAGCUGGUCAGUGAAGAAGAACCCACCACAGAACCAGAGACUGAAGUUGCACCCAAGAAACGUGUUCCAAGAGAUGUGCCAACUUCGUUGGGAGAUUACUCCGAGCAGAGUGCUAUUGACGCUGGCGACCUUCUUGAGAAGAACCGUCGUAAGAAGUCAUUACGGUUUUACACCGCCAAGAUCAACAAGGCUUCCAACAAAAGAGACCCCGAUGAACAGUUUGCUGGUGACGCCGAUUUGCCAUACAAAGAGAGACUCUUUGAGAGGCAACAGAGGCUUAUGGAGGAGGCUCGUAAAAGAGGUUUGGGUGGCAAAGAUAGCAUUGGUGAUGACUUGGAUGGUAAUGACCUAGACAGUGGUGAUGAAAGAGAUGUCACCAACAUUAAUGACAUGGAUGGUGCUGACUACUACGAGACCAUGAAAAAUGCCAGAGACAGCAAGAAGCAGGCUAGACGCUCUGCUCAUAAUGAUGCUAAAAAGGCUGCUAGAGAUGGUAAGUUGGCCGAUUUGGCCGAAACGGCGGAUGAAAACGGCAAGAGAGCUCUUAAUUUCCAGAUCCUUAAGAACAAGGGUCUCACGCCGAACAGAAAGAACGACAACAGAAAUGCCAGAGUCAAGAAGAGAAAGAAGUACGACGCCGCCAAGAAGAAGCUCAAGUCUGUCAGACAAGUCUACGAUCAAAACAACCGCGGUCCAUACCAGGGAGAGAAGACCGGUAUCAAGAAGGGCAUGUCUCGUUCGGUCAAGUUGGUUUAA
Molecule: messenger RNA, 1629 nt
Organism: Candidozyma pseudohaemuli
Lineage: Eukaryota; Fungi; Ascomycota; Pichiomycetes; Serinales; Metschnikowiaceae
Gene: SAS10
Product: rRNA-processing protein
Exons: 1
Coding region: 1-1629 (542 amino acids)
Biological process (GO): maturation of SSU-rRNA from tricistronic rRNA transcript (SSU-rRNA, 5.8S rRNA, LSU-rRNA)
Cellular component (GO): small-subunit processome; nucleolus
Source: RefSeq, a predicted model, not a curated record